This is a messenger RNA of Erigeron canadensis, 1159 nucleotides long. RefSeq names its product ras-related protein Rab7. The transcript has 8 exons. Gene Ontology annotation, molecular function: GTP binding; GTPase activity. Lineage: Eukaryota; Viridiplantae; Streptophyta; Magnoliopsida; Asterales; Asteraceae. The coding region runs from base 159 to 845 and encodes 228 amino acids. Gene Ontology annotation, cellular component: vacuolar membrane. The record is from RefSeq and is a predicted model, not a curated record.
UACAGGAGUUAAUUAAUAUCAAUCAAUAAUGAAUACACAAUAUAUGUUGUAAAGAAGAACAACCACAGAUCGAAAUUGGCGCCUUGAUCAAAACCUCACAUAUAUAAAUAAGAAUAGAAGAUUUGAAAUCUGUUAAAAUUGCAGAUAUAUCGUCGGCCAUGUCUUUGAGAAGAAGAACUUUACUUAAGGUCAUCGUCCUUGGUGACAGCGGGGUUGGUAAGACGUCAUUGAUGAAUCAAUAUGUACAUAAGAAGUUUAGUCAGCAGUAUAAAGCUACAAUUGGAGCUGAUUUUGUCACCAAAGAAUUGCAAAUAGAUGAUAGGCUUGUCACUUUACAAAUAUGGGAUACUGCCGGGCAGGAGAGGUUUCAAAGUCUAGGUGUUGCGUUUUAUCGUGGAGCAGAUUGUUGUGUUCUAGUGUAUGAUGUAAAUGUGAUGCGAUCUUUUGAUACUCUUGACAAUUGGCACGAGGAAUUUCUCAAGCAGGCAAACCCUCCAGACCCAAGCACUUUUCCUUUCAUACUUCUUGGUAACAAGAUAGAUAUAGAUGGUGGAAAUAGCCGUGUUGUUUCUGAGAAGAAGGCAAGGGAAUGGUGUGCUGCGAAGGGGAAUAUACCUUACUUUGAGACAUCUGCAAAGGAAGACCUUAAUGUAGAUCCUGCAUUUUUGUCUAUUGCCAGAACUGCAAUGGCUAAUGAGCAUGAGCAGGAUAUAUAUAUUUUCAAGGGGUGCCUGAGGCUGUACAAGAAACAGAGCAACGCGGUGGUUGUGCAUGUUAAUAUGCUGAAUAUACAGAAGCAUUUAUCUCACUCUCGUUUGUUGCUUAUUCUACCUACUCGUUGCUGAUGCCACCCUUGGCAAUUUUAUACGCAAGGAUGGCUUUCAAGACUCUCUGUCUUUCUAUGUUAUUACAAGAUAGGAACGUCUUCGGUUUCUUGUUGGAUGGAGAUUAAUUAAGAUCUUAAACCAAGUGUUGAAUUUUUCAUAAUUUGUCCUUGUGGAAGGUUUUGUUGCAUUUUAGCAAUGUUCUAAUGAAUUGUAUAUUGAUGUUAGGUUGGUUUGUUGUAGCUAGACAAUAUUGGCUAUUUGUUUAUGUAUCUAUGAAAGUGCAUAUCCAUUUGUGUUGGUCUAAUAUGAAGUGUUUAAAUGAUUUUUUUGUA